AACCAAGAUAGGAUAAUGAGAUGUCGAAUAGUAAAAACAUAAUACCCCAGGGGGGUAGGACAAAUCGUCCAGAAUCCCCCUCCGUGCAUACGGACUGCCCCGCGGAUUCUGGGGGGGGCAACAAUUCGUCGAAAUCGGGGGACGACCAGCCCGAAUCUGGCCGCGUGGAAGUAGAAAGAAUUCUUUCUGAACAGCCACUUGAUCUGGAAUGGACAACGAAGAUAAAUAAGGAACAGGAUCAAAGCAUUGAAGACUUAUUUAGCGACCCUUUUAAAAGAAGAGACUCGAUAAGUAGAUCACCACUAAGGACAAAGAAUCCGGAUGGAGGACACUGGCUUACGCCAGCAUCAACUAUUGUAGCAGGUCCAACUGAAGAUAUGGACGAGGCAGAAAAAAAUAAUUUGAAUGGAACACCAGAACAAAGAAACGAGAAGAAACGGAAACUAGAUAUUAAAGCUGCUGAGACAGGAGUCGUAAGCGAAAUAGUAAAAAGCUCAGGGGAUGAAAUUAAAAAAGAGAGUGAUAAGAAGAAAACUACGCUUCGAUACGACAGCCGAGACCUGGAGUUUCUGCUAAAAAAAAUUAACAAAAUUAACGAGACUCUGCAAGUAUUGGUGAAAGAAAAUCCAUACACUAAAAUGGAAAUAAAACAGAAUGUAAAAGAAAUGGAAGGACUUGUUAGGGGUUUAAAUACAUGGAAAAGAGAAAUUUACCAAGCCGAGAAGGAAAACCAAAAAAUAAUUGCCAAAACAACGUGUAACUCAAUAGGAGUUCAGGCAGACUUUACUGAAAUACAAGAGGAGGAAGUUAUUGGGGAAAUAAGAAAUAAACUGGAAAAUGUACAAAACGAGGAAGAUCUACAUCUAGUUACAAACCUAAACUGGCCAGAAAACGCUUACCAUAAAACAAAUAUGGAAAUAGGGAACCCGCUAACAAGCGGACACCAAGGAGAUCUUGCAAUCUAUACAGAAGAUACAAACAUGAGUCAGGGACCACCAAAAAGAUUCCGAGAACGCUACCCAGAACUAGGGGAAAUAGUACCACCAGAAGGAGGAGUAGACACAAUCGUAGUAACAAUAAGACGACCAAACGCAAAAUCAAGUACCAUAAAAGAAAAAUACCUAUAUAAGAUGGUACCAAUCUUGGAAGGUGGGAGUGAAGACAAAUAUAUACGAUUCCUUACCACAGUGGAGGAAAUGAUUGACAAGGCGAUCAAAGAUGGAAGGAUGCAAAUAGCUAUGCCGAUACCGGAAAACCAAGAUGUGACAAUUACAAGGAAAUUAGUAGAAUAUGCUCUGUGCGGAAAGCAACUCGUCCUGACAUUAUACACAAAUAACCCGACUGGAAGUAAAGAAAACUCGAAAAAUAAAGACGAAAAAGAAAAAGAUGGAGUCAUAUUUAUCAAAACAGAAGGCCAAGACUACGCAGCUAUGGUAAAGCGACUGAAAGAGAACAUAGAUAUAGGAAAAUUGGGCAUAAAAAUAAAUACAAUAAAGAAAACAGAGAAAGGGGAUAUAAUCCUAACAACUGAAGGAGGAGAAAAAAAAGCUCGAUCACUGGAGGAGGAAAUAAAAAAUAAAGUGGAGGGAUGUAAGGUAAAAAUAAAAAAAAAUGAAACUAUCCAGUUGUACAUAUUAGGCAUGGACAUAACAACCACAGAAAUCGAUAUUAAAGAAGCGGUCAAGCAGGAGACGGCAACGGAAUUGGAGGAUAUAGAAAUAAAAACGUUAAGAGAAGGUAGGUCACGGACCCAAUCAGCACUAAUUGAAUUGCCAAGACGAAAUGGAUUGGAAAUAAUCAAAAGGAGAAGCAUCAGGAUAGGAUGGGCAAACUGUGACAUUAAAGAGAAAAUAUUUUUGAUCAGGUGUUUCAGAUGUCUGGAAUUCGGACAUAGAACAAAUAAAUGCACUUCCAGUAGUGACAGAAGCGACGAGUGCUUAAAAUGUGGCGAGAAAGAUCAUACAAGCAAAGACUGCAAAAAUGAACUAAAAUGUGUAAAGUGUAAGACCAUGGGUCAUAGAUCGGAUCAGCUGAAAUGCCCUUAUUACAAAAGGAUGAUUAACGACAUAAGAAAUGGGAGGAAGCUAACAGAAAGAAAAUUCACAGACAGAGGACAAGAGAAAGAAGUAGACGUUAGGCCAGGAGGAGUGGGCCUAGAUGAGGUUUUUAAGUAGAAG
Molecule: messenger RNA, 2177 nt
Organism: Psylliodes chrysocephalus
Lineage: Eukaryota; Metazoa; Arthropoda; Insecta; Coleoptera; Chrysomelidae
Source: the annotation of a GenBank genome assembly